Cryptosporidium muris RN66 is the source of this 2037-nucleotide messenger RNA. RefSeq lists its product as uncharacterized. The record is from RefSeq and is a predicted model, not a curated record. Gene Ontology annotation, molecular function: protein binding. The transcript has a single exon. Bases 1 to 2037 code for a protein of 678 amino acids. NCBI's taxonomy places the organism in Eukaryota, Apicomplexa, Conoidasida, Eucoccidiorida, Cryptosporidiidae.
AUGAAGAUCUUAGCAUAUGUGUUCUGGGCUCUACUGAUUCUGAAGUGCUGGAUAAUUGUAGAUAGUGUGAAUGCUAUAGAAACAGCUCCUGAAGAAGUUAGCUUAGGAUCAAAUGCAAAUGUAAACCUUGUUCAAAAACUUGGAUUACAAAAUAAAUCUGAAGGCUUUACAUCUAUAUUAGAUGAAAAACAUGAAGAAGAAUUUCCAAGUACUUAUGCAGAAGAAGAUGAGGAAAUAGAUGAAUUGGGAAGCUCAUCCGAAGUUUCUGAUUAUAAAGGAAACAAUCAAGAAAUAGAAAAACAAAUUAAAAAUUCUAAUAAUGGAGUGGAAUUAAAAUCAGCUCAAAAUUUAAAUAAUGAAAAACAAUUCCGAGAAAAAUUAGACGUAAAUAAAAAUAAUGAAACAAGUGAAUUGAAAAACGAAGCUUUACAAACAGAAGAAUCUAGUUCUCAAUCAGAAGAUAUUCAAGAUGAGAACUUAGAGCAUCAAAAAGAUUUUAAAAAAUCAUUUCCUGAAAAUCAAGUAGAUGAAUCUGAGCAGGAAGUCUCAAUAAUUCCAGAUAUAAAGACAACACCAAAAGAACAUCCUGAAGAACAGGGUGAAUUUAAAAAAGCUUCAACAUCAAUAAAUACAGGUAUAAGAGGAGAUUCAAUUGGUCAUAUAACACCAACUACUCUUGAUACACUUCUAGGUGUAGUGAGACCAAUUGAAGCUUUUCCUCAUAAACCAUCACAAAGACCUCUAACUACUCACUUCGGUAGAAAAGAACAUGAACCAAUUGCUACUAUAGAAGGAGAGAUGUCAUCAAACUAUAUACCAACACCGUCUUGUGCAGAAGUUAUUGAUAAAUUUAACUGGAAUUCAGAAGCUCUUAAUACUGCUUCACAGGGUGCAUUUAAGGUUAUCUUUAGUGAAAUUACAACCCUGAGAGAUAUGUCGAAUAUACAAGCUGAAAAAUCAAUUACAGCUGCUCUAGAUAUGUUAAAAGAUCCUGCAGCUGAAGGUAUAAGCCCGCAGGAAUCUUUAGCUUUGUAUGUUUGUGAAGCUGAUAGGUUAAAUGGUCGCUCGGUAUAUCAAAAGCUUAUUGAAUUUGGAUAUCUUGGAUCUCUUUUACAUCCAAUAGCGAAUAGAAUGUGGGGAUGUGUUAAAUAUGGUCAUUAUUAUGAUAAAUUUGGUAAUAAUCCACUACAUUUAGCAGCUAUGUCAAGUAGUUUACAGAUAGUAGAUUUUGUAUUGAGAUUGAUUAAAGAUCCAAUAGAAAUAAAAAUGGCUCUUGAAGAAAUUAAUAUAACUGGUCAAACACCAUUAGAUGUUGCUGUUGAAGAAAGAAGACCAAGUGUAAUAAGGAGAUUAAAAAGUACAUACAGAACUAUGUCUAAUUACGUAAAGAAAUUGGAUCCAAAAGUUGUUAUUGAAAAGAAGAAAAGACAAAAAGUAAUGACAGAAAAUGCAGCUCUAUUCUGUAGACCUAUAAUACCAAUUACUUAUAGUGAACAAGAAGCAGUUGAAGCCAUUAAAAUAGCAGAAGAUAAUGCUGGGAUUAUUGCAAACCAAUAUGCAGUCUCUGAACUUUCCAAACCAAAUGCACAAUCUAAUAUUAGAAUGCAAAAACAAAGAUAUCAACAAAAAAUGGCUGAUCUUAAAUUAAAAAAUGAAUUAUUAAAGUCAGAACUUGAAACAUCAACUACCAAGUCUGAAUCUAUAAAAUUACCCAACAAAUUAAGAGUACUUGAAGAUAACCAGAAAGAAUCUAGUGCUAAUGAUGAAAUACAAAAAGAAAGAGAUGUUAUUGAGUCUGCAGAAGAUGAAGGAAGUCAAGGUUUAGAAUCUAUUCAGUUUGUUGAUAUUAAUGAAGCUAAUAAUGAAGAUACAACUCCAUCUAAUAAUAAAGAACCUUCAGUGAAAGCUACUAAUGACAAUAUUAAACAAACUAAACCCUCUAGUAUUUUGGAGAAAGUUUUAUUUUGGUCAAUUAUUGCAUUUUGUAUUGUAUUUACAAUUAUACUUUUACUUAUUUGGUUUGCAACUAAAGCAUAA